UCUCCGCAUUCAGUGCACGCAGCCCCGUCAUGCGCAUGCGACGCGUGUCGCACUCUGACCGAUAAAACCGCGUUCCAAUUCCAAUAAAAGUGUAAACAAAGCAUUAUAACCGCCAGUAAUUUAUUCUAAAGACUGUAAUAGUUUUAAAACAAUGGUGACAAUGCUAUUACUUCCAGCAUUAACACUCCUAGGAGUCGUAACUUUAGUCUUCGCGCUCAUCGACUCCCUCAGGAGUGUCCUGGAGCUGAUCUCCUCAUACCUGAUGCCAUACUUCUUGCCAGCAGAAGUAGAACCGCUGACAAAGAAAUUUGGACCUUGGGCUGCCGUGACGGGCAGCACGGACGGCAUCGGCAAGCAGUACGCGGCGGAGCUAGCACGGCGCGGCUGCAACCUCGUGCUCAUCAGCCGGAGCCCCGAUAAGCUGAGGGCCGUCGCCUCCGAGAUAGAGAAGCAGCACAGUGUCAAGACGAAGAUUGUUGUGGCUGACUUCAGCAAAGGGGCCGAGGUGUACGGGCACAUCGAAGAAGAGCUCAAGGAUAUCCCAUUGGGCAUACUUGUGAACAAUGUGGGCAUCAACUACGACUAUCCUAUGGCGGUGUGUGAAGUCCCGACGUCGAAGGCGUGGGAGCUGAUCAACGUGAACAUCGGCGCUGUGACGCUGAUGACGAAGCUGGUCGUUCCUCGCAUGGUGGCGCGCGGGCGCGGCGCCGUCGUCAACGUGUCCUCGGGCUCCGAGCUGCAGCCGUUGCCACUAAUGGGAAUCUAUGCUGCCACUAAGGCUUACGUGCGCAGCCUCACACUGGCCCUCCGCGAGGAGUACUCAUCCAAAGGGGUGUACGUCCAGCACCUUUCGCCGCUGUUCGUGUCGACGAAGAUCAACGCGUUUUCGCAGCGGCUGUUGGAUGGGAACCCGCUGGUGCCCGACGCUGGGACAUACGCCCGGCACGCGGUGGCGUCGCUGGGCCGCGUGCACAACACUACUGGCUACUGGGUGCACGGGCUACAGUAUACCCUGACUAAAGUCGCCCCGGAGUGGCUCCGGACGAAGAUCGGCCACCGGCUCAACCAGCAGUUCCGCGAGGAGUAUGAAAGAAAUAGAGUCAAAGCAGAAUAAUUUAAUUAUAUUUAGUGCAUUUUCCGUCUAGUACAAAUUAAAUACUUACAUGUAAACAAAUUAUACCUCUAUUAUGUAUUUAUACAAAUAUUCAAAAUGCAAAACCGAUUCUGUUUGUAUCUUCCACGAAGUUUGAGCCUUCGGAUCGGAACCGAUUUUUAGCGAUAUUAAACUUUUGUUUUAUUAAAAAUACUCGUAGUUGUAAAAUUAGGUUUUAAAAGUCGUUAGCUUUUCAACAUUUAUAAAUAAUAAUAUGGUUGCAUAUGAAUAACAGAAGCUUUUAAUUACGUAAUUUUUACAAAUAUCAAAUCUGUGUGUGGUAUCGUAAUCUGCAUACAAAAUGUAAGAUUUGAAUGAUGUGUAAGAGUUUAUGGUAAUUGUUAAAAUAAUGUGAUAUUAUUUUUUGUUACAUAAAAACUAAGAUGUUUUA
Ostrinia nubilalis (European corn borer) is the source of this 1544-nucleotide messenger RNA. Its product is annotated as inactive hydroxysteroid dehydrogenase-like protein 1. Gene Ontology annotation, molecular function: oxidoreductase activity. The transcript has 6 exons. Gene Ontology annotation, cellular component: endoplasmic reticulum. Lineage: Eukaryota; Metazoa; Arthropoda; Insecta; Lepidoptera; Crambidae. The record is from RefSeq and is a predicted model, not a curated record. Bases 152 to 1114 code for a protein of 320 amino acids.